AUGAGAGUCAGAGGAUCAGAAACUCCUCCUCCAGCAGCAGGUGAUGUCAGCAGCUCUUUAAAAGCACCACCUCCAGCAGGUGUCCACACAGCCUCCCAAACUCAGUUCAUGAUGAAGAGCAGAAACAACCGCGCCAGCAGCCACCUGACGGGGCAAGUGGAGAUAGAGUGUGUAGGAAAUGGGGCGUGGGUGAACCAGGCCUACUGUGGGACCCCUCCACCCAUCCCACGAGUCAUCAGCACCAUCUACGACCCUCAGCCCAACUUCCAAAACUCCGUGGACGACAUCUACAAAGCGGACAUCCCAUUUCCCAAGCCCCAGGAGCCCUCUGCAGCCAGGCCAAGGAAGAAACACCGAGGCUGCUGCUCGUUUAUCAAAGGUUUGUGGGGAACCACUCUGACUGAGAACACUUCUGACAACAGGGAGCUGUUUGUCCGCACCACUCUGCGAGAGUUAGUGGUCUACCUGGUGUUCCUUGUGGAUAUCUGCCUCUUGACUUAUGGGAUGACCAGCUCCAGUACGUACUAUUACACCAAAGCUAUGACCGACCUGUUCGUCAACGCGGCAGGAGAAAGCGGAGUAAAGUUUCAAUCUAUUGGCACCAUGGCUGAUUUCUGGGAUUAUACUCAGGACCCGUUACUUAAUGGACUCUACUGGACCAGAUGGUACAAUAAUCAGUCCAUGGAAACAGGAGAACAGUCCUUUAUCUACUAUGAGAACAUGCUUCUGGGAGUCCCAAGAAUGAGACAAAUCAAGAUGAAGAAUAAUUCUUGCACAGUGCACAAAGAUUUUCGUGACGAGAUCUCUGGCUGUUUUGAUGUUUAUGACGAGAAGAAGGAGGAAGGUCUGAACUUUGGUCUUAUCAAUGGCACAGCAUGGACUUACCACACAGAGAAACAGAUCAAUGGCUCGUCUCACUGGGGGCUGCUGACCACCUACAGCGGAGCAGGGUUCUAUCAGGACCUGGGCCGCACCAAGGACGAGAGCAGCGAGGUCCUGAGAGAGCUGAUCUCCAACCUGUGGCUGGACCGAGGAACCAGGGUGGUCUUCAUCGACUUCUCCACCUACAAUGCAAACAUCAACAUGUUCUGUGUCAUCAGGUUGGUCGUGGAAUUCCCAGCCACAGGUGGAGCGAUUCCUUCCUAUCAGAUCCGCACCGUCAGGCUCAUUCGUUACAUUACCAAAUGGGAUUUCUUCAUCCUUGGCUGCGAGAUGGUCUUCUGCGUGUUUAUACUGUAUUACAUGGUGGAGGAGAUUCUGGAGCUGAGAAUACACAAGUUUUCCUACUUCGGAAGCAUCUGGAACAUACUGGAUAUCGUCGUUAUACUUCUUGCUGUCGUAGCCAUCGUUUUCAACAUCUUCCGCACAGUCAAAGUGGACAAGUUACUCGGAAAUCUUCUCAAAAACCCUGACAUUUAUGCAGAUUUUGAAUUUCUGGCAUUCUGGCAAACACAGUAUAACAACAUGAAUGCUGUGAAUCUGUUUUUUGCCUGGAUAAAGAUUUUUAAGUACAUAAGCUUCAAUAAAACAAUGACUCAGCUGUCCUCCACACUGGGCCGGUGCGCUAAAGACAUCAUGGGAUUUGCCAUAAUGUUCUUCAUUGUCUUCUUUGCCUACGCACAACUUGGCUAUUUGCUUUUUGGGACAGAAGUGGAGUCUUUCAGUACUUUUGUCAAAUGCAUCUUUACACAGUUCCGGAUUAUCCUUGGAGACUUUGAUUACGAUGCUAUUGAUCGUGCAAACAGAGUGCUUGGGCCAAUAUACUUUCUGACCUAUGUUUUCUUUGUCUUCUUUGUCCUUCUGAACAUGUUUCUAGCGAUCAUCAAUGACACGUAUUCAGAGGUGAAGGAGGAGCUGUCGUCCCAGAAGGAUGAGCUGCAAUUCACCGAUAUCAUCAAACAGAGCUAUAUGAAGACAUUCACUAAGCUGAAACUCAAAAAGGAGAAAAUAUCAGACGUUGAAAAAGCUCUUCGCUCGGGAUCCGGUGAAAUUGAAUUCAAAGACUUCAGAGAGACCCUGAAAGAGAUGGGCCACGCCGAUCACGAGAUAUCUGCAGCCUUCUCACAGUUUGACCGAGAUGGAAACCAGAUUCUGGAUGAAGCAGAACAAGAGAAGAUGAAGAAAGAGCUGGAAGAGAAGAGAGACGCUCUUUCUGCUGAACUUAACAACCUCGGGACCAAAUAUGAGAAGGAUUUACACGAGAAGACUCCAGUGACAACCAAUGAGCAUAAAAGACUUGGAAGUCAAACAUUUAUUGAUCGAGAACAAUUUCUAAGACUGUCACGGCAUGUUCUCCAUCUCGAAAGCUCUGUGUCCAACAUCUCAUCUAGACUUGCCUUGAUCAUGGAAAAAGUGGGAUUAGAAGAUUUACCUGGAACCAGUAACUUCCAGACUGAUCUGUCGGUCCCAGGCACUAGUGAUUUGUCGCUGCAAACGUCUAAAAUUUACCCAGAUUUACAGGGCCAUAUGUGA
Molecule: messenger RNA, 2472 nt
Organism: Knipowitschia caucasica
Lineage: Eukaryota; Metazoa; Chordata; Actinopteri; Gobiiformes; Gobiidae
Source: the annotation of a GenBank genome assembly